CUCGCUCUCUCAGCGCACUGGAGCGCAGCCCAGCGUCCGGAGCGGAGGCCGGGGGUGGGGCGACGCGGCGACGCGGCGACGCGGCCCCGGGCGGCGGGCACCGGUCUAGUUGGAGGCGGCUGUGUCCGGCCUGGGUGUCCGCCUGUCGCGCUCGCCGCCGCCUGCUCCUAUGGGGUCUUUGCAAGGGGCUGACCCGCAGGCUGCUCAUCUUCUUUGACCUGGCCUGGCGGCUGCGCGUCAACUUCCCCUACGUCCACAUCGUGGCUUCCAUGAUGCUCAACGUCCGUCUGCAGGUUCAUACUGAGAUCCAUUCUGCUGACUGGCAAAGGCGUGUCGUCAGGCUACCACACCACAGAACACGCAGCAUGAGGGACAGAGUAGGGGCUCUGGGGGGCUACCUCGGGAAGGUGAAGGGGGCAGGGGAGGACUCAGACAAGCUGCUAUGUGGCCUUGAAGGAGCACAGGGGGAGCGCCCGUGCCCGAACUCCUGGAUGCAUACGCCCUGCGUUCAAGUAGAUGGAAAUUCACAAAAUGAGUUAUCAACGGAAAUGAAGAAUGCUGAGGUCAACCUCUCGCUUCACAAUGGCAACAAAGCGCUUCCAUGUUUGAAAGAAUCAUUAAGAAGUUCAGCUUCCACAGGGGCCUAAAGCAAGACUGUGGAUCUGUCCUGUGCUCCUACAGGAGAGCAUCGUGCUGGGGUCUCCUGUGGUGGUGUGGUGGUGGUGGUGGUGGUGGUGGCUCUGGUGAGGGGCUGGCCGGGAGGAGGGCCCAGGGCCAGCGAGCACAGAGGAUCGUGCCACAAAGGAGAACCUUGGGGGUCAGGACUACCGUGCCUUCAGAAACGGCCAGAAAUGGGGAUUUCGGAGGAGGAAGCGCCAAAUGCUCUUCUAGAAGGGCGAGGCUCUGAGUGGGAAAGGUCUGGCCUACAUCUCCUCCUGUCUACACUGCUCCAUGCAUGCCCCGAAGCAUUCCUGAAUGAUGAGACAGAAUGUGUUUUCCUUGGCCAUUCAAAGCCCCCAUUUUCAGAGCAAACAGAAUCCAAGAAAAUGUCUUCACAGGUACAAAGUACCUCAACUGAUCUGCAGAUAACACUGGGGUUACUGGCUCUACCAGCUUUGGAAGGAGCAAAUCCUGGAUGCCAUAGUUAAGGUACAAGCAGAACAACAAAAAGAGUGAGAUUGAUUUUGAAAGCUGUCUUAGAGGGGCGCCUGGGUAGCUCAGUCAGUUAGGCGGCCAACUUCGGCCCAGGUCAUGAUCUCGGGUUGGAGACCCUCGUUGUGCUCUGUGCUGGCAGCUCGGAGCCUGGAGCCCGCU
This is a messenger RNA of Felis catus (domestic cat), 1314 nucleotides long. It is a transcript of the gene FAM220A, whose product is annotated as family with sequence similarity 220 member A. Gene Ontology annotation, cellular component: nucleus. Gene Ontology annotation, molecular function: STAT family protein binding. The record is from RefSeq and is a predicted model, not a curated record. Gene Ontology annotation, biological process: protein dephosphorylation; negative regulation of transcription by RNA polymerase II. NCBI's taxonomy places the organism in Eukaryota, Metazoa, Chordata, Mammalia, Carnivora, Felidae.